CCUGUUGUGGUUGGGCUUGAGCCCGGGCCCCUUGCCUUGAGAAGCAGGCCUCAGCCCCUGAGCACCCAGCAGAGCAGUGCGGCCAGCCCUCCAGCUCCCUGGGGCCUGGCCGCAGCGCAGCUUCCGGCGACGGUGGACCUCGGGUCCAGCAGCCCGGGAGCCGGGGGUGGGGUGGUGACCUCGUCCAGCACCCCCCAAUGGCAGAGACCAGCGCCCCUCCCGUGGCCAGCCCUGGGAAGCCUGGGGCUGGGGAGGUCCAGGAGGAGGAAGAGGAAAAAGAGGGGGGCUCUGAAGGGCAGCAAGCGGCGAUGCUGGAGCAGGCCCAGGAGCUGUUCCUGCUGUGCGACAAACAGGCCAAGGGCUUCAUCACCCGGCAUGACCUGCAGGGCCUGCAGAACGACCUGCCCCUCACGCCUGAGCAGCUGGAGGCGGUGUUUGAAAGCCUCGAUCAGGCCCACACUGGUUUCCUCACCGCUAGAGAGUUCUGCCUGGGCCUAGGGAAGUUUGUGGGGGUGGAGUCGGCCCAGGGCACGCCCCCCUCCCGGACUCUGGAGGAAACCUUUGAGUCGGGCUGGUCCGAUGCGCUGGGCACCGCCGGCUCUCUGGAGGAGGAGGAGGAGGAGGAGCGGUUCUGCGCUAUGCUGGAGCAGCUGGGGGUGGCCCGGGUCCUGGGCGAGCAGCGAGCCGUGAGGGCGCUCUGGGCCCGGCUGCAGCACGAGCGACCGGAGCUGCUGGGCUCUUUUGAGGAUGUUCUGAUGUGCGCGUCCGCCUGCUUGGAGGAGGCGGCCCGGGAGCGGGAUGGCCUGGAGCAGGCGCUGCGGCGGCGGGAGAGCGAGCACGAGAGGGAGGUGCGCUGUCUGUACGAGGAGAUGGAGCAGCAGCUCCGCGAGCAGCGGCAGCGACUGCACAGUCAGAACCUACCCCGGGAGGAACGGAGAUGCCACCUGGAGCUGGAGCUACAGAGCCGCGAGCAGGAGCUGGAACGCGCCGGCCUGAGGCAGCAGGAGUUGGAACAGCAGCUGCAGGCCCGGGCUGCGGAGCAGCUGGAGACGCAGACUCAGAACGCACGGCUGUGGCGGGCCCACGAGGCGCUGAGGACGCAGCUGGAAGGGGCACAAGAGCAGCUCCGGAGACUGGAGGGCUACGCGCGGGGCCGCGAGGAGCAAACCCAAAGAGACGUGGCCGCGGUCUCCAAGAACAUGCAGAAGGAGAAACUCAGCCUCCUAAGGCAACUGGGGCUGCUCAGGGAGCUGAACACCCGGCUACGAGAUGAGAGGGACGUCUGUGAGGCCAGGCGGCUGGGCAGUAGCCGUAGGAAGGCUCUGGCCACAGCCCGACUGCCUGGGCCCCCCUGCUGCUGCUGCUGCUGCUGCAGCUGGACUCGGCCCCCCAGACGUGGCUCCGGCCACCUUCCCAAUGCCUGAUGACAAGCCCCAAGUGACUUGGAGAAAUCUCUCCUUGAAGGCAACUUGCUGUGGGUUGAGAGUUGCCUUAUUCACAAGUAGGCUCUGCUUGGCCUGCUUGACCAAGGACCCUGGGUGGCCAGGUCUCAUGCCCCUGCCAGUCUCGACCUGGCCCCGCCCAUAACCCAUCUGUGUCCAGCAGAAAACCCCUUUUGCCAGGAAGCCCUGACUGUACUGUGUCCUCCUUGGCCCGGGUCUGUGGGUGGGGCGUGGGAGUGCGUUAUACAUGGCACAUGACCUUGCAGGACUGGGGCUGUGGGUGCUUGUGCGUGUCCUCUGGGUCCCGGGUCAUGCCCAAGCCCUCACUAUCUAUCACAAAUGGAACACCGCGGGGCCCUCUGUAUGGCUGGGCAAGGGGACCGAGGCUCAGCAGUGGCUGCCUACUAUCUCACUGGGACACUGGGUAGGUCUCCUGCUAAGUCCCAGCCUCCUGCCACCGCCUCCCUUUGCCAGUCCUCAUGCAGUCCUGAGCGGAGUGUUCCAGGACAGCCCCGGAGCCGCCACGCCAGGCCCCACUGGGCUGGGAAUGAAUGAGCCUGGUGGGUGGAGAGCCCCCUCCACCGUGUCUUUUCUUCCUCAACCCUCUCCCCUGUACCACUCCUAAGCCCAGGUCACCCUGGGGCUUCAGUGCAGGGACACCAGGCCUCCCUGGUGGUCCUCCACACUGCACCCGGAGUAACCCCUCUCCUCCAGUCCUCUGUUCCUUGUACCCUCAGAGUGGUUCUUAGGGUAGGGGGCGAGAAAUGGAGAAAGGCCUAGUCUUGGCGGGUUC
Tupaia belangeri chinensis (Chinese tree shrew) is the source of this 2235-nucleotide messenger RNA. It is a transcript of the gene CRACR2B, whose product is annotated as calcium release activated channel regulator 2B. NCBI's taxonomy places the organism in Eukaryota, Metazoa, Chordata, Mammalia, Scandentia, Tupaiidae. Gene Ontology annotation, cellular component: trans-Golgi network membrane. The transcript is spliced from 12 exons. Gene Ontology annotation, molecular function: calcium ion binding. The record is from RefSeq and is a predicted model, not a curated record. The coding region runs from base 198 to 1424 and encodes 408 amino acids.